AUGGCUGUUGAUGAUGGAUCCCGUCUCCCGUCCGGGGGUACGGUUGAACAGGGUGUGAGCACCUCAAAUGCGGAUCGCACUCUGGAGGAUAUGGGAUACAAGCCUGAAUUGUCUCGCAAUCGAUCGAUUUGGCAAGUCACAUUCAUGUGCUUCAUUCUUUCCUCAGUUCCCUACGGCUUGUCCACCACUCUAUACUAUCCACUCGCCGCAGGUGGGCCUGCCAAUAUCAUCUGGGGUUGGGUGAUCAUCUCUUUCCUGAUUCUGUGCGUGGCUAUCUCAUUGGCGGAAAUCACCUCGGUCUACCCGACUGCAGGUGGUGUCUACUAUCAAACAUUCGUCUUGUCACCAUUGUGGUGUCGUCGCGUCGCAUCAUGGAUCUGUGGCUGGGCAUACGUUGCGGGGAACAUCACCAUUACCCUUGCCGUCAAUUUCGGAACUGGUCUGCUCUUCGUGGCUUGUCUGAAUGUCUUUGAAAAAUCACCAGGUGUUGGAAUCACCGAUGAUUUCGAGACAUAUCAGACCUUCCUCGUCUUCUUGGCCAUUACCCUGUUGACCCACGCUAUUUCGGCCUUUGGUAACAAAUGGCUGCCGUGGUUGGAGACAUUCGCUAUUUUCUGGACCAUGGCCGGUCUAGUCGCUAUUGUCGUCUGCCUGUUAGCUAUCGCCAAGGAAGGUCGUCGCGAUGCCGCAUGGGUUUUUGGUCACUUUGAGACUCAGGCUGGAUGGCCUGCCGGGUGGUCGUUCUUCAUCGGUCUCUUGCAAGCCGCCUAUGCCACAUCAGCCACUGGCAUGAUUAUCUCUCUCUGCGAGGAAGUUCAGGAACCCGCCAUCAUGGUCCCCAAGGCUAUGGUCGGAACCAUCAUCAUCAACUUUGUCGCCGGUCUUCUCUUCUUGAUCCCCGUCUGCUUCGUGCUUCCCGAUAUCACAUACCUGGUCAACCUGGCUUCGGGCCAACCUACUCCUGCCAUCUUCAAGGCAGCCAUUGGAAACUCUGCGGGUACAUUCUGUCUGCUGAUUCCCCUCCUCGUGUUGGGUAUCAUUUGCGGUGUUGGUUGUGUGACUGCUACCUCUCGCUGUACCUGGGCCUUUGCCCGUGACGGUGGUAUUCCCGGCUCGGCUUGGUGGAGCGUCGUCAACAAGAAGCUUGACAUUCCUUUCAAUGCGUUGGUGUUGGGUAUGGUUGUGGAAAUUAUUCUCGGUGUGAUCUACUUUGGCUCUACUGCUGCGUAUAAUGCCUUCUCGGGUGUUGGUGUCAUUUUCUUGACUACGAGCUAUGCCUGUCCGAUCGCUGUUUCCCUGAUCUUCCGUGGUCGCGAGGAUAUCAAGAACGGUAGCUUCAAUUUCGGAAUUUUUGGCCUGAUCGCUAACGUUAUUGCUCUUGGCUGGAGUAUUCUUGCAAUUCCCCUUUUCUGCAUGCCGACACUUAAAUCGGUCACCAAGGAGAGCAUGAACUAUGCCUCCGUGGUGUUUGCUGGCUUCAUCAUUAUUGCUGCCGUCUGGUAUGCUAUCUGGGGUUAUAACAACUACCGUGGACCCCCAACCGACGCUGUGGAGCGAAACGAACACUCCCCUGAGCCCCCAGCCUACGCUGAGGUCCCCAAGAAGGCACUUUGA
This is a messenger RNA of Penicillium vulpinum, 1614 nucleotides long. Its product is annotated as putative amino acid permease. Gene Ontology annotation, molecular function: transmembrane transporter activity. The record is from RefSeq and is a predicted model, not a curated record. Gene Ontology annotation, cellular component: membrane. Gene Ontology annotation, biological process: transmembrane transport; amino acid transport. NCBI's taxonomy places the organism in Eukaryota, Fungi, Ascomycota, Eurotiomycetes, Eurotiales, Aspergillaceae. The coding region runs from base 1 to 1614 and encodes 537 amino acids. The transcript is spliced from 4 exons.